AUGACUAAAGGCCUAAACGCCCGAAACCGGGGAACGAGUCUCGACUCUGAACGCGAAAAGUUGGAAAAUAAUCAGUCUAAAUUGACGAGUAUUUCGAAAGCGGUGAACAAUCAUGAAAGUCCGGUCAAAGAGAAACACAUGAGAACUAUACUGAUGGGCACUUUCCAGAAUAAAAGCGCUCAUCUCUUCUGGAGUGUCGCCCGUAAUCUUCAACUCCAGGAAAAUCCGAUCGUUUGCUGGAAAUUCUGUCACGUCUUACAUAAGCUGUUAAGAGAGGGCUAUCGAAAAACAAUUCCGGAUUCAUAUCAAUUCCGGUCAAUGCUUUUGGAUUUGGGAAAAAUGUGGGGACUAUUGAAAGAAGGCUACGGAAAGUUGAUUCAAAAUUACUGCACUCUACUCGUCAGGAAAAUUGAUUUUCACGCCAAUAACCAACGAAUUCCGGGCAAUUUAUUGUUUUCGGACGCAGAGCUCGAAGCCAUCGGUGAAAACGAUGUUAAUAUUUAUUUUGAAUUGUGUUGUCAAGUGUUUGACUAUUUGGAUGAGAUAUUAUGCCUUCAGGCAAAUGUUUACGGCUCGCUUGAUAUGAGUCGAUCCAAUUCGAUGACAAACGCCGGACAGUGCCGUUUGGCACCACUUAUUCCCUGCAUUCAGGACUCCAGUCAAUUGUACGACUUUUCCGUCAAACUUUUAUUCAAACUACACUACGCUCUGCCGGCGGGAACUCUCGACGGACACAGGAAUAGAUUUCUUAAUCAAUUUAAAAUUCUUAAGUCAUUCUACUUAAACUCCAAAAACCUGCAGUACUUUAAAAACCUGAUUCAAGUGCCGCUUCUGCCCGAUGAACCGCCGAAUUUUCUUAUCCAAUCGGACCUCAAUAGUCAUGUGACGCCCAUUUGUAUUGUUCCACAAGAACCCGAAUCACCAGAAGUGGAUCAAACCGACAACAAUUUGGUCGACCUUUCAUUUGCCGAAGCUAACGACAAAUUAGAUGAUACCAACUCUAUUUGGUCACUAAAUAAUGACCACAAAAACGACUCGUUUAACACACAAGUUAUAGAAGAAAAAGACCGAAUGAUACAACGAUUAAUGUCCCGAAUUGAACAGUUGGAGCUCGAAAUGCAACAAACGAGGGUUCAGGACGUGCGUCUAAUCGAGGACUUGAAGCGAGCUAUAGCUGAGUUGGAAUGCGCUAAAGCACAGAGUCUGGAGAAAGAGAUCGAAGCGCUCAAAGAAUUAGAGAAACGCAAGAGUACUAACGAUUUCGAAACGGUGGCCAAAGUGGCCGAUAAGUACAAUAAGAUGAAAGAUAUUUAUAAUAAACUCCGUUCCGAACACAUCGAACUCCUUCGCAAUAAAGCUGAGAUCGAUAGACAAUUAAUGGCCGCACAGACAGAACUUAGUACAUUAGAGUCACAACUGAGAGAACAAAUGAAAAAAGAGGCAGAUUUUAAUUCAAUGAGUGCCGACUGUAAUGAUCUUAAACGUCGUAUUCAUGAGAGUGACAUUCAGAUCAAACGAUACACACAAGAGAUAGAGGGAUAUAAACGAAAACUUGUGGACCGCGAGUGGGAACUAUUGGGUCUGUCAUUACAAAUCGCAGAACCCGAAUCACCAGAAGUGGAUCAAACCGACAACAAUUUGGUCGACCUUUCAUUUGCCGAAGCUAACGACUUUUAUAAUAAACUCCGUUCCGAACACAUCGAACUCCUUCGCAAUAAAGCUGAGAUCGAUAGACAACUAAUGGCCGCACAGACAGAACUUAGUACAUUAGAGUCACAAUUGAGAGAACAAAUGAAAAAAGAGGCAGAUUUUAAUUCAAUGAGUGCCGACUGUAAUGAUCUUAAACGUCGUAUUCAUGAGAGUGACAUUCAGAUCAAGCGAUACACACAAGAGAUUGAGGGAUAUAAAAGAAAACUUGUGGAUCGCGAGUGGGAACUAUUGGGAAUUGUAAUAAAUUGUAUGCAAAGAAUCGCACAAAAGACUAAGAAUGAGGGCAUUCAAAACAGUUCCGUUAUUGUCAACUGUUCUCCCGAAUAUUUCUUCUCACAACUGAACGAAUUGAGCAAAAACUUGGAUUCAUUGGAAGAAUCCUCGAAACAAAUUUCAACGAAUUCAUCGAUGGAAUCGCUUUUAGCGAAUAUAUUGGAAUAUUUCAUACAAUUAUGUUAUGGAGUAAACUGUGGGAAAACAACUUAUUUAACAAUACCUAACAUUGAACAUGGACAGGAACUUCUAAAUAACUGCAAAGAACUGGUCGAUUGGUCUUUGAAAAUGAGUCAAAACAUUAAAAAUAAGUUUCACGACACGAAUACAAUCCUAUCUGUGAGACAGUGUUUGAAUAAAUUGAUUGCAAUGAAUGUCUUCAUUAUUCCCGAAUUAUUGGACAAAACCAAAGAUUUGGAAAAACAAUUAAUGGACGAAAUGAGUGAAAUGGACAGAGCUAUCAAUGACGCCGCUCUCAGGAUUGAGCAAAUGCUAGAAUUAGCGAAGAAAAAGGACACAGGAAUCAAACUGGAGGUUAACGGACAGAUUCUGGACGCCUGUACUUUCCUAAUGAACGCAAUCAAACAACUCAUAUACGACGCCAAAGAACUACAAAAAGAGAUUGUAUCACAAGGAAGAGUGAGUUCGCAAAUGCCUAAAAACAUUGGUUCCACUUCUAUGGGAGAAUUCUAUCAAAGGAAUCACAGAUGGACUGAAGGCUUGAUAUCGGCGGCCAAAGUGGUGGCCGCAGACGCAAAACUUCUUGUUGAUUCUGCGGAUAAAGUGAUAUUAGGUUCGGGAAAAUUUGAAGAACUGAUUGCCGCUUCUCAGGAGAUCGCGGGCGCCAGCGCUCAGCUGGUAGUGGCCUCUCGAGUGAAAGCCGAGCCGUCGAGUCUUAAAAUGGGCAAACUUUCCAAGUCUUCGAAAGUGGUCUCUGAGGCGACUGGAAAUGUGGUCGCGAUUACUAAGAAGUGUUCACAGCGUGUCGAAGAAGGAGAUGAUUUGGAUUUCUCUAAACUAACUCUACAUCAGGCGAAACGAUUGGAGAUGGACAGUCAGGUUAAGGUUCUGGAGUUGGAGAAGGCGUUAGAGAACGAGCGCUUAAAAUUAGCUGCGCUUCGCAAACAGCACUACCAUUUGGCGGGUGCGUCGGCCGCAUUGGUUGAAUGGAAAGCCCGGACAGAGCGCAGAGCCCACCCCUACUGGGCGUCAGUCACGCUGUCUAUGAGCGAGACGUAUAGCAAAACACAGCAAAACACGGACCCAAACCAAGCCAUGGACUUAUUGUCGUCUGUGUUGGACGAGUGCGGCCUCGAUAUCGACGAUCUCACCGCUCAGGUCAUCCCCGAAGAGGCGCCCAAACCUCCAGCCUUUAUCACUACAGCAAAGACACCGAUUCACUCGAUAUUAAACAACCAAUUGUUGAACAAAAAUGGCAAUAAGAAGAUCUCAAUCACCACUUACUCUCUGACUAACCCAAGCGCUGCCAAAACCCAAACGUUUGACAUCAGAUUUCCCGCACAGACUUCGACGACGAUUCGGCCGACAGUGUCCGCAGCCGUGCCGUCGGUCUCGUUCUUACCUCAAAACAAUCAAAACUUAUCAUUACUUCAGAAGAAUUUGCCCCAAAUUGAGACCGAUUUAAGCGAAGAGGAAAGGCUUGUCGAGGAUGAAGAAGAGAUGGCUAUCGUUCACACGUUUGACGAUUACAUGCCAUCAAAAUUAAAAAUUGGUGAAAAACAUCCCGACCCAGUGGUCGAGACCGCCUCCCUCUCCAGUGUAUUGCCGCCCGACAUAUACUAUAGACUCGAUAUACCCGAAGACGUGAUCGAUGAGGCAAAGCUGUCAGCACUUCAGUUAGAGUCGAUUAUCUACGCCUCUCAACAACACGACAACUUCCUCAGCGACGGCUCCAGAGCUGGCUUUUUGGUCGGCGACGGAGCGGGUGUUGGAAAGGGCCGCACAAUCGCUGGCAUUAUAUACGAGAACUAUCUGAAGGGACGGAAGCGUUCGGUUUGGCUGAGUGUCAGCACAGAUCUUAAAUAUGACGCCGAAAGGGAUCUCUACGAUGUGAUCGGCGCCAACAAAAUUGAAGUCCAUUUACUCAACAAAGUAAACUUUAAAUACGGCUAUAGAUUACACUCUCAAGAGAACGAUAAUGUGAAACGUGGAGUGAUUUUUGCCACUUAUAGCUCAUUGAUCAGUGAAUCGACGACUACUACUGGCAAAUACAAGACACGUUUCGGUCAACUCGUCCAGUGGUGUGGCGAAGAUUUUGAUGGAUUGAUUGUAUUCGAUGAGUGCCAUAAAGCGAAGAAUUUAUUCCCGUCAUCUGGUUCUGGAAAACCGACUAAAACAGGUCUCGCAGUACUCGAGCUGCAGAACAAACUGCCAAAAGCGCGGAUAGUGUACGCGUCGGCAACGGGUGCUUCAGAGCCUAAGAAUAUGGGUUAUAUGACUCGGUUAGGCGUUUGGGGAAAGGGAACCCCUUUCGAAGAUUUUGGACAAUUUGUGGCUACUGUUGAGAAGCGAGGCGUCGGUGCCAUGGAAUUGGUGGCCAUUGAUAUCAAGAUGAGAGGCAUGUAUAUGGCUCGACAGCUCAGCUUCCAAGGCGUUACGUUCCGUAUAGAAGAAAAGCGAGGCGUCGGUGCCAUGGAAUUGGUGGCCAUUGAUAUCAAGAUGAGAGGCAUGUAUAUGGCUCGACAGCUCAGCUUCCAAGGCGUUACGUUCCGUAUAGAAGAAGUUCCUCUCAGCAAAGACUUUACUAAAUUAUAUGAUAAGUGCUGUGAUCUGUGGGUUUCGGCGAAACUCAAGUUUGACAAAGCGUUGGAACUAAUGGAAAGUGAUAAUGGAAUCAAAAAGACUAUUUGGACCCAAUUCUGGGCAUCACAUCAGCGUUUCUUCAAAUACCUGUGCAUUGCAUCUAAAGUCAAAUUCGCCGUCAGUUUUGUGAAGGAAGCGCUUCGCGACAACAAAUCUGUUGUGAUUGGUCUUCAAUCGACCGGUGAGGCCCGCACUCUGGAACAGCUCGAAGAUAAUGGCGGCGAACUCAACGAUUUUGUCUCGACAUCAAAAGCUGUGUUUCAAUCAUUAAUUGAGAAACACUUUCCGGCGCCGAAUCGAAAAAAGUUGGCUCGACUUCUGGGCCGCGACACCAGUUUUUUCGAUGAAUUGGGCAUCACUUUGAAGCGCAACUCUAGGGAUGAAAUCGUCUGCUGUGAUCUGUGGGUUUCGGCGAAACUCAAGUUUGACAAAGCGUUGGAACUAAUGGAAAGUGAUAAUGGAAUCAAAAAGACUAUUUGGACACAAUUCUGGGCAUCACACCAGCGUUUCUUCAAAUACCUGUGCAUUGCAUCUAAAGUCAAAUUCGCCGUCAGUUUUGUGAAGGAAGCGCUUCGCGACAACAAAUCUGUUGUGAUUGGUCUCCAGUCGACCGGUGAGGCCCGCACUCUGGAACAGCUCGAAGAUAAUGGCGGCGAACUCAGCGAUUUUGUCUCGACAUCAAAACCCGGCGCUGUGCAGCCCGCCGUCAACAAUGAUAUGAAGCCGUCGUCGACAUCGAAAAACAGUUUGGAUUCGAGCAGUGAAUCGUCUGAAAGUGACAACGAAAGUGAAAGUGGUUUCUCAGACAGUGAUGAAGAGCUGAGUGUUUCUGACGACGACAUGGACUCCUCUAAUAGUGACGACGAUUUUGAUAAUAAUAAUAGGAAAAGAAAGUCUAAUUUUCUCGACAUAUUUCUUAACAAAAAGCCUAAAAAAGUUAAGAAAACCAAAGAACCGAAAAAAGUGAAAAAAGCGAAGAAAAAACGCGUCAAAAUUGAAGACCAAAUCAAGGAAUUGGACGUAAACUUCAAGUCUGCGGACGCCGGAGACUAUUGCGCCAAAAUGAAGGAAGAAUUGUUGGAACAGUUGGAAAGAAUCGGCGAUAAAUUACCCGCCAAUACAUUGGAUGAGUUGAUCGAUGAAUUGGGAGGACCUGACAAUGUGGCAGAAAUGACGGGACGAAAGGGUCGUAUUGUGACGAAAGACGACGGAAACAUUCAAUACGAGACCAGAUCUGAAAACGAUGUCUCACUAGAAAUGCUAAAUUUAGUGGAAAAGCAACGCUUUAUGGACGACGAGAAACGGGUGGCCAUCAUAUCAGAAGCGGCCUCUUCUGGUAUUUCAUUGCAUUCCGACAAAAGGGCCAAAAAUAGGUGGCGAAGAGUUCACAUCACUGUUGAGCUGCCGUGGACACGGCUGUCUCGGUAUGUUGUCAAACCUGCGUGGGUAGCCAGUUUGGGUGCUUUGACUCACGGCGAUAGACGCGCCGCUGAGACCAGAGACUUAAGUCAAUACAACAUCGAUAACAAAUACGGACGACAGGCUCUCGAAAUAAUCAUGAAAUCUAUCGCUCGAAUCGACGAGCCUUUAGUGAGUCCUCCGGAAGGCUAUAGCGGAGACUUUUUUGAUGACUGUCGUCAAGGCUUAGCCGGCGUCGGACUCAUUCAUUUGGAUAGUAAGGGAUUGCCGACACUUGAUAAAGAUUAUUCACAAAUGACAAAAUUUCUCAAUCGAUUGUUGGGUCUUAACGUUGAACUCCAAAACGCGUUGUUUAAGUAUUUUAGUGAUACGAUGGAAGCUGUGAUAAAAGAUGCUAAACGUUCCGGUCGUUACGAUUCCGGCAUUAUUGACUUGAGCUCUGAUGUGGGAAAUGUUCAACGAGUGAACGACACCGACUACUACUUGAAAUCAUCUUCGGGUGCCAUUAAGAUACAGUUGCAUAAUGUGUCGAUCGAUAGGGGAAUGUCUUGGGACCAGGCGUUGACUUCUUAUAAAAAUUCAUGUUUAGAAUACGCGAACGAUAAACAAGACUUUGGUUUCUAUAUAUCAUCGGCUAAUAAAAAUGAGGUGUUUUUGGCGAUUCCUGACUCCAGAGAUCGAAAUCAGUUUAAAAAGAUAUUCCGAAUUUAUAAACCAAACUCCGGUUUAUUACCCAAAUGUGAGACACUUUCCGCUUUGAAAGAGAAGGGAAAGAAAGCAAAGGCCGAGGAUAUCGAGAUUGUUUGGAAAGAGAGGUACGAUAUCUCUAUCGAUAAGUGCAGUCAUUUCCAACUGCACCGUAAGUGCAAACGAAGCAACUGCGAGGUCGGCCUUCGGAAGCGUGAAUAUUGUAUUCUAAGCGGAGCCGUCCUUACCGUAUGGCCUGAACUCGAGAGAGCCAUUACUUAUCUUCAGUCACAUAAACUACAGAUCGUUCGCCUCCGCACUGACGACGGCCUGCUUCACAAAUGUACAAUCUUCUUCCUCUCUUCGUGCGGAGCGUUUAUCUUGAGUUUCAUUUCAUUCAAUCUCCUCUUCCGCGACACGCCUUCAGUGGAUCCGCUGUUGGCGACAGAGCGCUGGUAUGAGUCGAGUCCCUCUUCGAGCAUAUUGUCGAUGUCGUCGACCGGUAUAUCUGAGUCCGAGUCCAUUGAAGAGUCUCGGAUGUCGUCCUCUUCGUCGUCGUCAUCGUCUUCCUCCUCGUCGUCUUCCGGAGGCAUCUCUUCAUCACUACUGAUGUCUUCGUUGUCCUCAAGCUUUACAUCAGAAGACAUAGUCUUCUCGAUAAUAACUUUGACGACGAGUGCAAAGAUCACCACAACUAUCAACUGUUUAACCAUUCAAUCCAUUGUCAGCCAUAACUAUAGCCAACAAAAGCUAAACCCAUCGAUAGGUUGGGGCGAAACAAAUGGUUGGAAAUGA
Molecule: messenger RNA, 7707 nt
Organism: Medioppia subpectinata
Lineage: Eukaryota; Metazoa; Arthropoda; Arachnida; Sarcoptiformes; Oppiidae
Source: the annotation of a GenBank genome assembly